UUGGAGUUCAGCUUCAAUAGAUAAUGGUUUUUUUUUGUUCUACAGGCCAGUUUUAUGUAGAACAGCCGGAUGUUGUCCCUGCUGUGAUUGGAGAAGAUAUCUCCAUACUGUGUGCUCUUCAUAAUAAAUUAUCUGGUGCUAUAGAGGAGAUUACCUGGAGGGUAGGAAGAAGAGAUCUGUGUUUAGAAAAUUAUGAAUUUUUAAUAUGGAAUACAGAAAAUAUAACACAAAGGGUUGGACGAUGGAGAUUACAGAAAUCUGAGAAUAUCUUCCUAUUACACAUAGAGAGUGUUAAACAUUCUGACAUUCAGCAAUACUGCUGUGAAGUAGUCACAAAAACAGGAUCAGAUGGACGGUCAUCUAACCACGGCACCCAGCUAGUGAUAGCAGAUCCUAAUCAGAAUGAUCCCGAGUUCACAGUCACUCAGUCUGAAAAUAUAUUGGCUAAUGAAGGAGACUCUGUCACCAUCGGCUGCUCAUACACCGUCCCACCAAACCGAAACCUUCUGUGGAGUGGAGUUUUCUGGAGAGUGGGCAGCCCAACAGGACCCUACGCCUAUCACCCCUCUGAUCUGAUGGUUCAUCCCAAUUACAGAGGAAGAACUCAGCUGAGUGGAUUGGCUGAUCUCCAAAUUAACGGGGUCCAAGAUCCAGAUACCACCACCUAUUACUGCUUUGUGAUGCUGAAAUUUUGUAUUGGAACCAUCAAGACCAACUCAGUGCUGAAAUACGGGAGUGGGACGCAAUUAAAUAUAAAUGUGAAAAAUCUGACCUCCACAGAUUUCACAGGUCAGCAAACUGUAAUACUUGCAGCUUAUUUUGGGAUCAAACUCUUUUUACUUGUACUGAGUAUAAUACUGUGUGCCAUCUAUGUGAAAAGAAAGUGACCACACCAAAGUCCAAAUUGAAUGAAUCCGAGGAGAGCAGCUUGGACUCGGGACACCUGAAAAAACAGCUGUAAAUUGUACAUUUGGGGUUAUGGGGUCUCUAUUCUGUUUCUGGGAAAUUUGUUUAAAGGACAACAAUGUGAAGCGCCCUUUGUUAGUGGCUCAGCGGCAGGGCAGCCAUCAGGAAUUAUUGGGCCCCUUACACAGCUUCGGGCAUGGGCCCUCUGGAUCAGAGA
Rana temporaria (common frog) is the source of this 1123-nucleotide messenger RNA. RefSeq lists its product as uncharacterized. NCBI's taxonomy places the organism in Eukaryota, Metazoa, Chordata, Amphibia, Anura, Ranidae. The record is from RefSeq and is a predicted model, not a curated record. Bases 24 to 887 code for a protein of 287 amino acids. The transcript is spliced from 3 exons.